Molecule: messenger RNA, 567 nt
Organism: Parnassius apollo (apollo)
Lineage: Eukaryota; Metazoa; Arthropoda; Insecta; Lepidoptera; Papilionidae
Source: the annotation of a GenBank genome assembly
AUGCCGCCGAUUCUGCAUACACAUCUCGACGAUAAAGAAAUCGAGGAGUUAUUGGAAUCUUCAGAAAUUGAAGAUUUCAUUCCAUCUGACGUAGACGUAGGUGACCCCGAGUGGUCAAUUCACCACGUAAGUGUAUCUAUACCUUCAACAUCAUACUCGGGAGAUUCUUCCUCCGAACCUGAAAGUGAUAAGGAAAACUCCCAAAAGAAAAGAAGACGACGUGGAAGAAAGCGUGGAAAAGGACGAGUAAGGGGUGGAGGCAGAGCAAACCAUCAAGCUUCUCCUCUUCUCUCCUCUCCUUCGGAGCGCGGAACAACAUCUUCAGGUAAUUGGAGUGUUAAAGAUUUCCACCCUCGUUUUCCUGAAUUGAUGCAACCAGCAUAUUUGUGGACUGACACGGUAGGAAACUGCACAGUUUAUGAUUCUGAAAUCUUUGACGAUAGAUAUACAGUGUACAGAAGAGAUCGUGCAAUUAAUAAACUUGGUGGCGGGGUUCUCAUAGCUGUAUCUAACAAUUUAACAUCUUGUAGAAUAUCUAAUUGCAAUACUGAAUGUGAAGAUCUUUGA